CCCCUCUCCCCCCACGCGGCCACCCCUUGAAAAACCCCUCUCCAUCCCCUCUUCUCCUCUCCACGGCCCGCUCAAAGCCCCUCUCCUCUCGCGUUCACAGAUCCUUCAAUCCUCCCGAAACCCUGACCCUAACCCCAGCGAGCAAUCGAAGACGAGAAAUGGCCCAGAGAGAGAAGGAGCUCCAGGUCCCGGAGACCCUCACCCUCUGCGUCAACAACUGCGGCUUCUACGGCAACCCCGCCACCAACAACAUGUGCCAAGCCUGCUUCCAGGCUGCCGGAUUCGCCUCCCCCUCGCCGCCCUCCCGCUCCAGCCACGAGAAAGCUAGCUCCGCCCCGGCUCGGUCGCUGGAUCCGGCGGCGGAAGCAGGGAGGGAAGGUGCGGAGGGGCCGGCGGGCAAGGCUGAUGCUGCCGCCGCGGUGGUGUCGCCGGCGAGGCGGGUGAGCCGGUGCGCGGGUUGCCGGAAGAGGGUGGGGCUUACGGGGUUCCGGUGCCGGUGCGGUAAGCUGUUCUGCGCGCAGCACCGGUACUCGGACCGCCACGACUGCAGCUUCGACUACAAGGCAGCCGGCCGGGAAGCCAUCGCCCGGGAGAACCCUGUCGUCCGAGCCGCCAAGAUCGUCAAGAUUUGAGGUGCUGAUGUGGGGAAGAAAAUUCCCCCUUUUAUUAUACCUUCUUCUUCGGUCAGAUCUCUUCUAUUUGGUAAAAAUGGUGUCAUGGGGAAAUCUCCGAUAUCGGAGAGACAAAGCCUGUUCCUUUUUUUUUUAAUCAAAUAUAUACAGAUUAAAAAGAAAAAAACUCAUCUGGAUCUUGGAUU
This is a messenger RNA of Phoenix dactylifera (date palm), 817 nucleotides long. RefSeq names its product zinc finger A20 and AN1 domain-containing stress-associated protein 1-like. Gene Ontology annotation, biological process: protein ubiquitination. NCBI's taxonomy places the organism in Eukaryota, Viridiplantae, Streptophyta, Magnoliopsida, Arecales, Arecaceae. Gene Ontology annotation, molecular function: DNA binding; ubiquitin-protein transferase activity; zinc ion binding. The record is from RefSeq and is a predicted model, not a curated record.